AUGUCUUCAGAUGAGCUAGGCAGUUAUCGUCAAUACAUACAUGAUAUACCAACAGAUGGAAUCGAUUUGGACCUCCUCAAGAAGUUCAAAAAAAUCGACUUCAUUCUGAGCUUCGCGGUCGAGAACUAUGAUAAACAUGGAAAAGGGGACGGAGGUUUCCACCCCACUUGGAAUGUUAGUGAAAGUAUUAAAUGGGUGAAAAAGCUGAAAAAAGAUCAUCCAGAAGUGAGGGUGUUUAUCAGCAUUGGAGGUGUUGGCUCUGAAUUUCCAUUCGAUCCUGCAGAAAAAAAUCAAUGGAUACACAACGCCCUGCAAACCAUCACAAAAAUCUUACUUCUCUAUGAUGUCAUCAACAUAAGUGUAGAUGACCUUGGUAGUCACAUAAACACAAUUGACGGUAUUGAUAUUCAUUAUGAUGUCAUCAACUCAAGUGAAGAUGAUUUCUGCUUUUGUAUUGGACAAGUUAUAAAAAAAUACUACUAUCUCGAUGAUGUGUCGAUUGCUCCAACAAAACUGGUGGAACCAUACUACUUAAAAUUGUAUAAGGACAACGCAUAUGUUGUUGAAUUGGUUGAUUAUCAGUUCUACAAUCAGAAAUUCUCUUCAGUUGAACAAGUUGUAGAUCUCUAUAAAAAACUGGAAAUUGAUUACACUCCAGCUUCAGUCAUAGUAGGAAUUGCCAAUCCUGUUGACCCUAUACUUUAUGAGGGCAUCAAAUACCUCAUCAAACACAAUUUAUGUUGUGAUAUUUUCUUUUGGAAUUCCGAUGACUCUAUCGACUUCUCGCUAGAUAAAUUUCUACUAGACCUCUGA
This is a messenger RNA of Vicia faba (fava bean), 813 nucleotides long. The record is from the annotation of a GenBank genome assembly. NCBI's taxonomy places the organism in Eukaryota, Viridiplantae, Streptophyta, Magnoliopsida, Fabales, Fabaceae.